CUACAUAUCAAUGCUGACGACACUAUUUACUUUCCACCACAUGCUUAGCGGAGACUUUAUGAAGAGACACUUCGCCCUGUGUGUAUAGCAGCAUUUAAAUUUUCUUUCAGACUUCAUGAAGAUUUGAAGAUUUGAUCAGUCAUGGAUGGAGAUGUGCUGUCUUUGUCAUCCUUCUCAUCAUUAUCAUCCUCAUCAGCAGCAGGAACACAGAACAAAGAUACUCCACCAAAGAGUGAGAGCAGCCUCCCUCACAACCAACAGGAACACAAAUCAACUGAAGAAUUAUGGACAGAGGAUGUAAGUCCUGUGGGUGACAGGCUGCUGUCCACAGAGGAGCAGGUCACUCUGAUCACUGAGAGUAUGAGUGUCACCUCCAAUGACCAGGAGAAACUGCUGCUGCUCAACAAGAACACUGAGCUCCGCAGAGUCAACAAAGAGCUGAUGAAGCUGAAUGAGGACUGGGACCAGGUGUACCGCAGUGCCACGCUGGGUCUACAGCACAGAAUGGAGGCUUUGGAGCUAGAGAACACUGCCAUCAAACAGCUCAACAGCAGACUGUUGCUCAAAGUUGAGCACCAACAGAGUGCAAAGGAGUACUAUGAGCAGGCGUUGAUGCAGGAGCUGAAGAAGAACCAGGAGCUGCAAGAAUACAUCAGACUGCUGGAGAGAAGGAUGUACCACCCAGACAAAGACUGCACACCUGCCAAACAGGGCAGCUUCACCACCUCUAAUCUUCCCAGCAGUCCCAACCUGUCACCCAGUCACGUCUCCGGAUACAACCCCCCUUCAUCCUCCUUUUUUCCAGCUUCUUCCAGCCCUGAGGCAGGGCGGGAGGGAAAAAGCCAGAGCAGCAGUACCCCACUGGGAGCACUGGGAGACUCCCAGCAAGAAGUGCAGGAUCUUAAAGAGCAGCUAGAUACACUGAGAUGUCAGCAGACCCAGAUUUAUGAAGCAGAAUAUCAGACAGAACAUAACGACCACAAACACACAAUGCAGGAGAACCGGAGGCUGAAGAAGAAGAGGGAGGAGAUGCGCCAACAGGUGGCACUACUGCAAGAGCAGCUCAAGGUUUAUGAGGAUGACUUCCGACGGGAGAGGUCAGACAAACAAAUGCUGCAGCGGCUGCUGUUGAAGAAAAUGCCUCCAAACAAGGACCCUGUGCUUGUCCACCGCUGCAAUAAUGAGCAGCAGCCACCAGGAAGAGACAAGAGGACACAAAGUGGAGAGAAAAGAAAACAGCACCACCCGCUCUGCCCCAAGCACCCAAACAGGGACAAAGAGUCUGACUGAGGGUCGAAGAAAAAAGAAACCUGAUCAUGCACACAGUAAAUCAAGUUUCAACCCAGUAAAAUGAAAGUCACUAAAUGUGUCAGAAACUCUCAUACAAUGAUUUUUACUAACUCUCAUCUGGAAACACAGCAUAGCGUCAUUAGAGAGGUGUAAGAUUAGACUCUACAUUCAGUUUUAGCAUUCCAUUUUCAAUUGUCCUUUACACGCAUUAAUUUUAUCUAAAUAAUGCAGACUAAAAAUAGCAUGUAGUUAAACUUUAUGGAAAUACCCAAACAUGAGCAAAUCUGGGGUCAAAUGCAUUGUUUGCUCGCUUAGGGUUCUGCUUGUUACCCUUCGUAAUAAAGACAAAAAAGAUAAAAUAUUAGUUAAAAUUAAAGUUAAAUUGUAGAUUAUAGUCUAGUGUUUUUCUAUAUAUUACGUAACAGAAACAGUUGCCAACUUUGGUACCUAUAUAUAUUUAAUAUAUCUAAUAUAUCUCCUUCUAAUGUAUCUCUUUCUUAUAUAUCUCUUUCUCUAAAGUUGAUUCUUUUUGUUUACUCUGAUUUUGUUUGCUAUCAAAAACAUUAAUAAAAUUAUAAAUAGUCAGAUAUUAAUAUAAAUAAUUAUAACUGAUCUAAGUCAAUAAAAUGUAUUUGGAAUGACAUUACAAGUCGGACAACGAAGUUGCAUUUUGGUGGGUGUCCCCCAGAAGAGCUGUUACUGUAGCAGGUGAUUUCCUCAGGAAUGUGCUGUUGAGUAAAUGUUUCCUAAUGUUUGCUCUGGUCACUGAACCACAUCUGAACUGAAACUAUUGACAUAACAUUGCACAACAGACGUGGCCACUGAGUGAUCAGGGGUUUUCCUCUGUAAAUCAUUUUCUCAGCAUCCUUGGAAAGUUCCUCUAAGAGACUGUAAAAUAUUCCUUAAACUGUCUUUUGUAUUAAAGCACAGUGCAUUUUGUAACACA
This is a messenger RNA of Siniperca chuatsi (mandarin fish), 2236 nucleotides long. RefSeq lists its product as uncharacterized. Gene Ontology annotation, biological process: regulation of transcription by RNA polymerase II; cellular response to lipopolysaccharide. The record is from RefSeq and is a predicted model, not a curated record. The transcript is spliced from 7 exons. Bases 142 to 1290 code for a protein of 382 amino acids. NCBI's taxonomy places the organism in Eukaryota, Metazoa, Chordata, Actinopteri, Centrarchiformes, Sinipercidae.